AAUAGAUUUUUACAGGGCUUUUGAUAUUUUGACGCCAACUUUUCCCUCGGUGGACGAAUAAAAAGCGGGUAAAUUUUGUACUGGAUUGGGUUUCUUUUCUUUUUUCUUUCAGUGAGUAAACUGGAUUUGCCCUUUUUCAUUUCUGUAAAUAAAUAAUUAGAGCAUAAGAUUUUGUAUAUAUAUAUAUAAUAUUUUUUUUUUGACUGGUUCCCUGGGAGAUUGCUUUUGUCCCAGGUCCGUUGAAGAUUGGAACUCUGGCUACCCUUCCAAAAAUGCAAAUAACUUUCUUUCUCUUUCUCUGUUUCUUUCAAUUGUUUUGGACUUCCUAUUCCUACCAAAAGCUAAUAGAAGCAUUCACCAAAGAAAUCACUUUACAACUCUGCGUUGCAGUAAUAUAUUCUUACUUUUCAAUCACUAUUAUCAACUAUCACAAAAAGUCGUUGUCUUGGACCCAACAAUCCAAACCCAGAGCCAUCAUUCUCUCUUAUCUCAAAAUUAUUCAAAAGACCCAGAUUGAUUUCCUUUUUCUUUCUCUGUUUCAAUGAUAUAGUAAUUCUGACAUAGAAGAAACAGACUAUUUGUGUGUUUGGUUUGUGGGUGUGCUUGUUGAUAUGCAAAGCUCUGGUAAUGUUGGUGGUGGAAGGAAGUGUUUUUGGGGGUUUAGAAGCUUGAUUCAGAGGAAGCAAGUUGAUUCAGUUCAUGUGAGGAGCGAGGGGCAUCAUCAGUUGGCUAGGAAAUUAUCUGUCACUGACCUCAUUGCCAUUGGAGUUGGAGCUACUAUAGGUGCCGGAGUAUAUGUUCUUGUUGGCACAGUUGCUAGAGAGCAUGCAGGACCUGCACUUACUAUUUCAUUUUUAAUUGCUGGGAUAGCUGCUGCACUCUCAGCAUUUUGUUAUGCGGAGCUUGCAUGUCGUUGCCCAUCUGCUGGAAGUGCCUAUCAUUAUUCCUACAUAUGCGUUGGAGAAGGUGUUGCUUGGUUGGUAGGUUGGGCUCUGAUUCUAGAAUAUACUAUUGGUGGUGCAGCUGUUGCUCGUGGCAUAACCCCAAAUAUGGCCUUGUUUUUUGGAGGUGUGGAUAAGUUGCCUGCAAUCUUGGCCCCUCAUACCAUCCCUGUGUUUGGUAUUGUGGUUGAUCCAUGUGCAGCGGUAUUAGUUCUUAUCGUCACUUUUCUCUUGUGCACAGGGAUAAAGGAGAGUUCAUUGGUACAAAUGAUUGUUACGUCAGUAAACGUGUCUGUCAUGCUUUUCAUCAUGAUAGCCGGUGGAUAUUUGGGUUUCAAAACUGGAUGGGUUGGAUAUGAACUUCCCAGCGGGUACUUUCCCUUUGGAAUAAAUGGGAUGUUUGCUGGGUCUGCUGUGGUCUUCUUUUCAUAUAUUGGUUUUGAUUCAGUUACCAGCACAGUUGAGGAGGUGAAGAAUCCUCAACGAGAUUUGCCCCUCGGUAUUGGAAUAGCAUUGUUUAUAUGUUGCAUCUUGUAUAUGUUUGUAUCUUUUGUUAUUACGGGCUUAGUACCGUACUAUGCCUUAGAUCCAGACACUCCCAUCUCAUCAGUAUUUGCAAGCUAUGGGCUACAAUGGGCAGUGUAUAUUAUAACAACUGGAGCAGUUACUGCUCUCUUUGCAAGUUUGUUGGGUUCACUUCUUGCCCAGCCACGGAUACUGAUGGCAAUGGCUAGAGAUGGAUUGUUGCCAUCAUUUUUUUCAGACAUCAAUAAAAACACCCAAGUUCCUGUGAAGAGCACGGUUACAACUGGUAUCUUUGCAGCAGUUCUGGCAUUCUUUAUGGAUGUUUCACAAUUGGCGGGGAUGGUUAGUGUUGGUACACUAUUUGCAUUUACAACUGCUGCAGUUUCAGUUUUGAUACUCAGAUAUGUUCCACCAGAUGAGGUGCCACUUUCAUCAUCACUUCAAGAGUCUAUUAAGUCAGAAUCAUUGCGGUUUGGUCCUAAUAUUCAGGAAACUGACAGCAAAAUCCUUCAAAAUCCUUCUGGUUCAUCUGAGAAUAAUAGUCGGUAUUUACAAGAAAUUGGGGAGGCAUCACUUGGCUAUCCUCUGAUUCAGAAAAGCAUACCACGAGAGAAUCAAAAUGAACAAACAAGACGGAAAAUUGCUGCAUGGACCAUAACUUUUCUCUGUAUAGGGGUCUUUAUCUUUGCAUUUGCAGCUUCAGCUCAAGGCCUUUCCAGCAUUCUUCGCUUCACUGUGUGUGGAGUAUGUGGAGCUCUCCUGCUGUGCUGCUUAAUUGUGCUGACCUGUAUAGAUCAAGAUGAUGGAAGGCACAGCUUUGGACACACUGGAGGUUUCACUUGUCCAUUUGUUCCAUUCUUACCUGCUGCUUGUAUUCUCAUAAAUACCUACUUGCUAAUUGAUCUUGGAGCUGCCACAUGGAUCCGCGUCUCUAUAUGGUUUGCCAUAGGAGCAGUGGUAUACUUGUUUUACGGCCGGAGCCAUAGUUCACUUUUCAAUGCAGUUUAUGUACCCUCCGCUUAUGCUGAUGAGAUGUAUCGUUCCUCAUCAGACUAACCAUCCUAGUCUUUAUGCAGGACAAGAACCACACUCACCCCAAGUCAGGUGACAAAUGUGUUUUAUCACUUUUCAAGUUUUAUCAUGUAAAUUUUUUAAAUGGAACUUCCGAACAGAAUCGUUGAUCUCAUUGUAAAAUAAUCUUAGGUGGUUCGGGAAGUGUUGUGGAAAAACAUGUAAAUAGUUUAAUUUAAUUAAUGUAUCUCAGUCUGUUCUGAAUUCACGGUAGGUAGGUCUUGAAUGAAAGGAUAAAAUUCAGAGAAAACCAAGCUCUGUUUUCUUCAA
Prunus avium (sweet cherry) is the source of this 2807-nucleotide messenger RNA. Its product is annotated as cationic amino acid transporter 4, vacuolar-like. Gene Ontology annotation, molecular function: amino acid transmembrane transporter activity. NCBI's taxonomy places the organism in Eukaryota, Viridiplantae, Streptophyta, Magnoliopsida, Rosales, Rosaceae. Gene Ontology annotation, cellular component: membrane. The record is from RefSeq and is a predicted model, not a curated record. Gene Ontology annotation, biological process: transmembrane transport; amino acid transport.